Lentinula edodes (shiitake mushroom) is the source of this 4186-nucleotide messenger RNA. Its product is annotated as clasp N terminal-domain-containing protein. Lineage: Eukaryota; Fungi; Basidiomycota; Agaricomycetes; Agaricales; Omphalotaceae. Gene Ontology annotation, molecular function: microtubule binding. Gene Ontology annotation, biological process: mitotic spindle assembly. The transcript has 11 exons. The record is from RefSeq and is a predicted model, not a curated record. Gene Ontology annotation, cellular component: spindle microtubule; mitotic spindle; mitotic spindle midzone. Bases 97 to 4053 code for a protein of 1318 amino acids.
GCAAUUGCUACGACGCGUCGUAAAUUUCACACACUCAAACUUGAAUCGACCCAUUAUUGCUUUAACUGGGACGUUGUCCCUCGAUCCAACACACCAAUGGAAUCUGAUGACUCCAGGCUUGACGCAUUGCUCAGUCAUUGCAAAAGUAACGAUGUCGACGUCAAAAUCGAUGCUUUGACGAAGAUUCAAGUUGAAGCUGAACAAGGAUUGGAGAUCAACGACCCGGACGCCCUCAUUAAUGUUCUCAAAUCCUGUUUACGGAUUUCGAAUCAACACCUUACGACUGCCACCUUGUCCGCAUUACCAACACUCCUUCCUCUCCUCAUUUCACGGCCUUUGAACGCCCCUCCGCCACGCCUUCCCGCAAACGGCCAAUCAUCAGCUCAUUCUUCCACCUCUUCUACUUCGCCAUCCUCCAUCGUCGAUGCUUACGCUCUUCGCCAACUGCUCAAUGCCUUUCUUCCUACAGGAGGUCUAUUCGAGAGGCUCGGCGAUAAAGAGAAAGCUCAGACGAAGGCACGCGAAGCAUUAGUGAUUUUGGGUGGAUUCGCUUUCCGGGCCCCAGGUUCAACGCUGGCUACCAUGUCCACUGGAUCGCGCAGUGGUAAGGGCCCUGAGACUUCUCUGGUGGUUUUCGAACGCUUCUUGAGGGAAAAUGGUCUGAGUAGCAAAGUAUGGAAGGUCAGGGAACAGUCUAUUCUGACACUGGUACAAAUUCGACGCCAACACCACAUGUUUCCGCUACGCCCUUACCUUCCACUGCUGGUUGAUUGCUUGGAAGACACAGACGCUCAUGUACGCGAUUGCGCACGUCAAUCUGUCAUCGAACUCUUUUCCGGACCCUCCGUGACCGAUGCUGCUCGUGCAGAUCUGAAGAAAGAGAUGUCAAAAAAGGGCGUGCGUAAAACAAUUGUCGACGGUGUGCUGUCGAAAAUCCUGAACGGAAAUGGGGCCGACAGCAAUCCGCAGAGUCCGUCUGGCUCGGAAAGUGGAGAUAGUAAACCCAUCAGCUACGUUCCUCCCAGCUUGGCAUUGCAAGGUCGAAAGGCGUCGGGAGCCCCUACUCCGCUAGCACCAUCACUUAGUCAAUCUGGUAUCAUUAGGCCCCCCAGUCGAGCUGCAGCGUUGGACUCUUCAAUGCCUCCGACACCUACUACUGAAGUACCGUCAGAAGUGAAGCCCGUCUAUAUUGCUUCUGUUCGUGAUCUCGAGAAUGAAUUUCAAGGCAUGGAGAAAGCCUUUGAGGGCAAAGAAACCGAGCAUAACUGGUCGACUCGGGAACAAUCUAUUUUACGAGUACGGGGUAUGUUGAAAGGUGAUGUUCACCAGAAAUACUUCGACUCCUUCCUGGCUUGCCUUAAACAAAGCUUCAUUCAAUGGUCUUUGAAGACGCUGGCCAGUCUGCGUACGACGGUGUGUACGAAUACAUGCGCGCUCUAUCAAGAGCUUGCUGCUGCUCUUGGGACAUCCAUUGAUCCGUUGUGCGAUUUGCUCCUCACACACCUCCUCAGAAUGGCAGGUUUCACCAAAAAGCUAACCGCAGACCGUUCGCAAGCUGCUGUAAACUCACUCAUCAUGUAUUCUUCCGGUACCCCACGCAUCUUCAUCUCGCUCAUUUCGCAAAUAUCGAAGGAAAAGAACGUUCAAGCACGAAAUUUUGCGAUGGGACACUUCAAAGCUUAUAUCGACAUUCAUGGUCAUCGUGCCAAGAGUGCGAUAGAAUCAUUCGGUGGAGUAGAUAUAUUGGAAAGCGCGAUCAAAAAAUCCCUCGGGGACCCUAAUGCAGGCGUCAAAGCCGCUGCACGAGCAGCGUUUUGGUCUUUCAAUGAAAUUUGGAGAGAGCGUGGAGUAGCUAUCCUUGAGACUUUGACUCCGCUUGCGCGGAAGGAGGUCGAGAAAGUUUGUCCCAACCCAGAACUUGCCUUAUCUUUGCCGCCAACAACACCAAAGCCGGCCAAGAAGUCGAGCGUAGCCGCCGCGAUUGCUGCAAGCCGAGCCAAGGCUAAGGCAAUUGCGACUGCUCCUCCAAGUCUGCGGCAUCAAGCUACUUCCGCAUCUCACAUCGCUCCAGCCAGGCGAUCUGCCUCGCCAAGUUUGUCGAAAAGCACAAGCCGAAGUCCACCUUCUCGUCCCUCUUCUCCUUUGCGCACCUCCACCGGUCCAAGCCCUCCUAGGUCGCGUAUUAUCUCCAAUACAAUGCCCCGCUCAAUCAGCACCACUGCAAUUACGCCUUCGACGUCGCGUCCGGUACCUCGCUCCGAUUCCCCUCCUUCUCCCCCGUCUCCUGUUUCAGAUAGCUUUUCAAGGCGACUCUCAUCCCCUUUGGCUACUGGUAUAUCCCCAACUCGUCCAACAACAAUACGAAGGGCCAUGCAAACCACCCUCCCGGCCUCGCCUCAUUCUACUGAGUCGCCUCCGCAUCGGUCCGUCUCCCGAGUCCAACCUGCUUUCGCUGCUGCGGCAGCUCGGAUGUCUAGUUUGAUGCCAACAUUAAACGGUUCUGAUGAAGACUCUCUUCUCCUUGCCACCGCAAUCCCCCUCCCAGAUGGAGACAGUGACUCUGACGAACAUUCGAUCAACCUGAUGUCGUUUUCGGCUCCGUAUGAAAUUCACCAUCUGCCUCCUGCUUCCGACUCUCAAGUACAUUCUGUCUCUCCCAAUUCUGCAGAAUUGAAUCCUAUAAUUGGUGUUUCAAAUGCACUGUCCACGGACUCUGUGACAGAAUUGGCGCAAGGGGGUGGUGCACCAGUGGUCGAAGAUGCUCUGAGGGCACGAGCGGAGCAAGCAGAAAGUGCUGCAGAGAGGUUGUUGGAAUUGGUUGAGCCUGAGGAUGAUAUCCCUCAUCCUAUUUUGCCACCCUCGCUUCUCGUGGGAAGCCCUGUUUCGAAUGGGCUUUCAACACCUGGAAAAUCAAAACCUCCCCCAGUCUCCGUUGCUCAAUUUCCUGUGACACCAAAGAACCGGGCUUCGAUUGUCAUGCGGCAGGCCGCUCUUUUCCAAGAUAGUCCUGCUUAUAACGGGAGAGCUCCGUCACUGCUUGAUGUCUUGCAAGAUCGCUCAAAGGAAACCGGCUGGUGGCUGAAACGGAAGACCUUACUUAGCCAACGAAUUACGCUCGGUAUAGCUGAAUCGUCCAAUGCGCAGACGGACCUCGAGAACUACAUUUCCGUUUUAGAAGAAGGAGAUCCACACUUGUCCACGUUACAAAAGCUUGUCUUCCUGUGUAUAGAGAACCCCGCCAUUGAUGUGUUAUCCCCACUUAGUCCCGACUCGCUUUAUCCGAUGAGUCCAUCUCCGUUCACAAGCUCUGGCCCAGUCCCCACUCUUCAUCGUGAUAUGUGGGAGAAGAACCGCAACUUCGACAAAUUAUUCAACGCACUUGGUAGUUAUAUGGUGUCUACCAAGGAUGAGAUACAGAUAGAACAUGGCCUAAUGGUCUUGUGGCAAAUGCUUGAAAGCCAAUCGAUACAUCUUGAGGGGCGGGAGGGUGAUGUUUUCACUCUGCUAUUGCGAGUCAGAUACUGCAACAAAUUCAAUGUCCUCGAGGCUACCAACACUAUCCGGGACGUUCUCACUGCGCGCAUCGAGCCUGUUUAUGGUCUGACUACGUUGCACGCAAGUCUUCGUACUUUUCAGUCCGAAGCACCACCAUUACAAGGCGAUGUAGAGGUCAAGGCUGCAUCGUAUGCGUUCGGCCUGAUUGCCCUUGGAAAAUUCAUACUUCGCCUCCCUGCCGAAAUAGCUGAAGAGGAACUACCUCGCCUUCGUGAUACAUUAAUCUCGGGUCUGAACGAUGCGAAAUCGCUCGUUAUUCGGGAAGCUGCAGCAGCCGCCAUUAUCUCUGCGCAACUAGUUCUCCGUGAUGAAACACAUUUAUUCGCCCUUCUUGACGGUCUGGCAGACGAGAAAAAAAAUCUUCUUACCUAUCUUUUUGAUAAACAUGGUGCUCGAGGCUUGUCACAUUCUCUCGGUCGAACUGGUGUCGACAAACUUGAGAAAGAGAUGAGAAGAUUGGAUAGCAGGACGAGCACCCCUCCGAGACAGCCUAGUUAAAUAAUGAUGUAAUCAAAGUUCUUUCUUCGUCUAGUAUCUCUGAUUUUUGACGAUCGCUUUUUGCUGUUGUAUUAACCCUACGUAUAUGCAUAUGAACUACGUAUGCUAUUUUAAUAAAACCUACUGAACUUCU